UACACUACCGGAAGUUGCAGAUUCCAGUUUGACUUGUGUUUACAUCCCAGCUGAUCUGCCUUUGGUCCCCCAAAACUUCAGAUAUGAACGUGGUCGACGGUAGUAAGCAUGCUGUGGAUUUGAGCCAUGGUCUGGAAAACGUUCCCGUUUUAAUUGAAAGGAGUUCGUCAGUGCCGAUAUUUCCUGAAUUUCAGUAUUCCCCAGAUAACAUUGGGGGACCAGGAUGCACUGUUGACCCCAGUGAAGUCACCCUUCCUGGAUGCUCCUGUCUUUACCACUCCUGCUGCACUGAGAGCUGCUCCUGCCUGCAGACUCAUGGGCAGGCGUAUGACAGCACCGGCACACUCCUGGACCGUACCCGAACAGACUCUGGUUACUGCUCACCUGUGUUUGAAUGUAAUGUCCUUUGCAGCUGCAGUGACACCUGCUCUAACCGUGUUGUCCAGAGAGGGCUGACACUCAGGCUGGAGAUUUAUAGCACCAGGAACAGGGGUUGGGGAUUACGGACACUAGAGGCAAUCCCAAAUGGGACAUUUGUAUGCGAGUAUGCAGGAGAGGUUAUCAGUUUUGAGGAGGCCAGACGCAGACAGCUUACCCAGAGAUCUGAAGAAAAUAAUUACAUUAUCGCUGUAAGGGAGCAUGCAGGUACAGGCUCCAUUAUUGAGACGUUCGUGGACCCGGCUGUGGUGGGAAACGUAGGCCGCUUUCUCAACCAUUCCUGCCUGCCUAACCUGUUCAUGCUUCCUGUCCGCGUGCACUCUGUGGUUCCUAGACUGGCACUGUUUGCUGGCCGGAACAUUGAUGCACACGAGGAGCUGACGUUUGACUACUCAGGAGGAUACAGUAACCAACCACCCGUAGAGCUGCUGUCCACACAAAGUGACGCUGCCGUAAAGGCCAGUAGGACAGAUGGACUUCAGAGGAAAGCAUGUCAUUGUGGUGCCAACAAGUGCACACAGUUCCUUCCACUGGAUUUAUCUAUUCUGAGCGGAAAUAAUCCUAAAUAAAUUUCAGAUCACAUUGUUUUUUUUGUUUUUUUUUAUCUGACCGCCAAGAGAUGGAUUAAUUUCUGAAUGUUAGAGAAAAGAUUUUGCCUUUUUCCUCCUGAUUUUCUUUUGAAAUUAUGUCUAUUUACUUAUGUGUUGCUCUAUUUUCAGUUUCCCCGAACUCUUAGCUCAUUAGAACAAGACAAUGCAACACGUUGGUGGCUCCAUAAAAACAAUCGGCUGGAUGAGUCAUGUCUGUGCUCAUCAUUGUUUCCUGUUUAGUCCCCCCGGUGUCUCCUGAUCUGCCACUGUCUUAAUGAUGUCUCCCACUCAGUGUAAAAUGAUGCAAUGAAAACUAAAUCUCAAGGCAAAGAAAAAAAAAGUUUUAUUUUUAUGUGAGAGUAAACUUGUUGAUACUACUGUCUGUUCUUUCACGUAUAAUCCAUUUCAAGUAUCAGGGGAGGCUUGUUCUGUGUUGGACGUGUCCCACUGGAUUCACAGUCUUGCAGCUGUCAUCUUGUCCUGGCACAUAUAACUCCCAUUUCUCAUGCAACACAUGAAUCUUGAAGGAGCAGGAGAAUCUUUUGAACCAACAGACAUGGAAAUGAUGUUUAAUAGUUUUCUUUUAAUAGCAACAUAGGUUACAGAAUUGAUCUGUACACCCUUAGAGGUUGCCAAAGCUUUGUGCAAGAGAAUAUUUUGUCAUUCUAAAAAGCAAAAUUCAAAGUAAUAACUGUCAACCAUCUCCAUCAACUUGACAUUUCUUUUCUGUGUUCAUGCGAAGCAGCCUCCCCAUGUAGAUAUUCUCAGCAUCUCAUCGCACUCAAACCUCAAGAGGGUUGGAACCAAUUAAAAAGGGCCAAGGGGUAUUUUUAUAUAGAAACAGGCUUUAUUCCCCUGUCAAAGGAGGGGCGAAGGUGUCCCACUUUAGUGUGACCAUUCUGAAAUCAGGACCUUCUCCUCUCAAUCUGCCCCGUUUCUAGUCUAGACCUGCUUUCAUCUUAUUAAUAUCCACAUCUGGGUUAAUUAGGAUGGAGACCGUGUUUCAUCCAGAAUUGGGAUCAAUGCUCCAGCCACACUGGGGCUGAGAGAGAGACUAAAUGGUGGUGGUGGGGAGAUGGAAGCCCUCUGCCGAUCGGGGACUGCUGUCAAGUUGAUUGGUUUUUGUGUCACCCAAUGGAGAGGCCAAUGGCACAGGAUGUUGUUGUACUGACCUAUAUUUUCUCCUCUGUGAGCGUUACCUGGGAUUCUUUCUGUUCAAAAUGGGCUGUUCUUUGCACCUGAUGUGAUCUACACUAAAAAAUGUAAUAAAAAACAAACUUAAAGGAACAGUUUGGCAUUUUUGGAAAUAUGCUCAUUCAUUUUCUUGCCAUGAGUUUGAUGAGAAGAUUGAUACCUCCCUCACGUCUGUAUACUAAACAUGAAGCUACACCCUGGAGCCCGUUAGCACAGAGACUUAAGCUCUGCCUGCCAUUGCUGAUGAAGCUCACUAAUUAACACUUUUUAUCUAAUUUUUUAAAUCCGCACAAAAGCAUAAAUGUAACCCUAACAACAUGCAGUUUUUUGAGAGGUUAUGGUCUACUUCCUUGCCAGGCACAGUCACUUCCUCCACUGCUUGCCUGGCAAUGUCGCAGUGACAACAAGACAUCAGCAACAAAUGACAUAUAACAUGUUAAUUAUGGAGCUGUAGAGGGGCUGUUUUUUACCCUUUGAACAGAGCCUGGCUAGCUGUUUCCCUCUCUUUACAUUUUUUAUGCUAAGCUAAGCUAGUAACUUCUUAUCAAAGGUUUAGACAUUAGAGUGAUUUUGAUCUUCUCAUCUAGCUUUCAACAAGAAAGUGAAUCGGGAUAUUUCCGAAACCUACUCAUCAGAUUCCAACUGAACAUGAUAGGACACAUAUGGCAGUAGAAUAAGACACCAAAAACUAAAACUAAAUUUAUUGACAUUGCAAGGUGUAUAAUAUACCUUCAGUUUGAGAGAAAGAAUGGCCAUAAUAGCAGUAAAAAAAAUAUGGAGUUCUUAUAAUAGUUGCUAAGAUACAGUAUAUUAUCUGAACAAUACUGUACAGUUAUGUGGAGGAAUGUGGCUGGAUAUUAGCUGUGUCCAUGGCCUUGGAGGAAAGUAGGACACAAUUAUGUAGAGAAAAAAUACCCAGGCGUUUCUCAAGCCAAAGGAUAGAAAUGUAUUGAAAAUUUUGGAUCAGGGUUUCUCACUGCCAUCAGCUAAAUCAUGUAUGCAACAGUCUCUGCUAACAGUAGAUUCUAUAUUUAAUUUGAAGAUCAAAAGCCCUUAAUCAUUUCGAUCUGUGGCCCUCUUUGUUGUCUUUGUGAUAAAUCAGAUUCCACUCUCGUCUUAACAAACCUACUACAAGUAUAAGAAAAAAACAGUCCCUCUUCAAAUACAUUACUCAUGUCAUUUUUGAGUCAGAUGUCCCUGGAAUCCCUAUGGCAACCAUCUAUGUGUACAGGGGGUGAUUUGGACAGCAGUGGUUGGUUUGGAGGUGCAUGAAGGCUGUUCUCACAUCCUGACUGUUGAAGAGCCGGGCUGCGAAUGAAUGGCUCCUUUCCAGGAUGGUCACUUAGCAACCACCAGUUAAUCACAUGAGGUGAACUUCCCCACUGAAACCCCCCGCCCUCCACAGAAAAACAAACAUGUCUGACGAUGCAGGGUACUGUUAUGUCAUGUUGUGACUGUAUUUGAAGAGUGGCAACUGACUGUCUAGCAUCCCAAAAACUAUUUCACAGAAGAUAAAUAAAUAAAUAAAUACAAUGGUUUUAUAAGACUUCUGUCCUCAAUAUUUGAUGGUAUUGGGGUUAUACUGUGUGCAAAGUGGCCUUAACUAGUACACAGAGCAAAUCGAUUGAAAAGUUGCAAUACCUUAAAAAAUAUAGUAACGUGAUGUUUCAUACCAAAGUGACCAGAGCUUAGUGAGUUUUGAUCAUUUUAAGAGAGACCUGACCUAAAUGGGUAUUUCACAUGUAUGUUAGCAUUAACAGCUGUUUACUUACCAGUCUAGAGUAUUUGUUGUGAGUUGAGUAUCAAAGUUCAUUCCUUUGUUCACAAAGCUUUCUCCGGUCGUGGACAGCAACCAUUUUGUUUUACAUUUAUGUCAUCACUGCUUUUCUUCUACUGAAGUUAGCAUGCUAACCAGUUAUCCCCAACCAGCCCGGUUGACAGGUCUCAUCACUUUCUGAUACCGGGUCACUGUAGCAUCGAGUCGUCCAUGAAAAAGUAGCACUGCUCAAAGAUUGUAUUAUAACCUCUUGUUGUAAACACAAUGAUGGUGGAAGUUCUCAGCAAGAGUGCUAAGUAAACUUAAUGUCAACGCUGGCUUUGUAGCAAUAGCAAGACUUAGAGAUAGAUCCUUUGAGUCACUUCUAGUUGAUACCAACAUCACUUAGAGCAAGACUGAAAGAAGAAACAAUACAAGGUAGUUCAACUCUUACAAAGUUGAACUAGCUAGCUAGUUGAAGUAGCUCAUGGUAGCUAACCUUAGCUAAUGUUAGCAAGUUCUUGAUUGUUAUUGCUGUUUAACUGAAAUUAUUUAAUCAGCUCUUAGACUUUAUGACUGGCUAGCUGUUUCCCAAUUUUUCAUUCUUCAUUCUUUAUGCUAAGCUAAGCUAACUGGAUGCUUUCUCCAGCUACAUAUUUACAGUACAGAUGUGAGAGUGGUACCAUCUUCACAUCUAACCGUAGUGAGAAGUUUCCCAAAAUAUCGAACCAAAAACAAUGAAGGGAAAAACAGCAAAUGUUACAGUCUCACUUUAAUAACAGAUUUUUAUUCUCAUAAAUAGGCUGUGUUCUCAUCAUUGUUUACUGCGGCCCCACUUUGAUUUAGGCAGAUGAGGCUUUUAUUCAAAUGUCUUGCCGCAGCUUGAAAGGACAAAAGAUACAAAGAUACAACUUAUACUUAUGAGAGCCAUGCAUCACAUCGAUGAAGGAGUGAGACACUAUUUCAGAAUGAGUGACCAGUGGAGAAAUUACAACUGGCAGUCUAUUUGUUCAAAAUUGGAGCACCUCUCUGAUGAGGGAGCAGAUGUCCUUGCCUUGAAUCCUGCAGACAAAUCAAAAAAAAGAAAAAAAAAGAAAAGAAAGAAACAGCACCUAUCUGCCAGGUCUCAGCUGGCAAAGGCAUUUCAAAGUCCAAUUUCAAACAUUUCAUGUUACUCUUCGCUGUGGUGUUGGCUAAUAUUGGUACAAAUCACGGUGCAUUUAGACAACUUGGAGUAACAACAGUCAGUGUUUGUACACUAUGAAAAAACUAGAACUUUAUUGUCUUGUAGCAGAAUCUCUUCAACUUAAUCAAUGUAUAAAUCUUGUUUCUUUGAACAUGAUGGUACAUUUUCAGUUGUUUGUUCCUGCUUGUGAUGUAUUGACUACAUAUCAAGACAUUAAACAGCUUUGGAGCCAGGUCAUUAAAAUGCUCAGUCACCAGAAAAUAGUCAAACUGCUACACCACCAAAGUAAAGUCUGUCAAAAUAAGUGAACUACAGAAGAGAAUAGAACUCAAAGCUUUUUUAGAAAUGUAUGUGACUCAUCAUUCACCAACAUGUUAGAUGUGAUUUCUUUCUGUUUCUUUUUUUUUUUUUUUUUUUACUAUAUUCAGCUCUGUUCCCACAGUGUGUACAAUGGAGUAGGUUGUAUUGUGUAGCUUCACUUCAAAAUUAAAGGGAAUGUCAAUGGGGUUUUUCACAUUGACUCCUCCCAUCACAGAUGUUAAGUUAAAUUUGGCCCAGGACACCUGCAGUGGGCUCAGCAGGAAGUUCUAAGCCCAGGAAUUACCCGCCUCCAUCGACGCUCUCACCACAGAUCAGACCUGCACAUACAUACACCUACGCUAUGUUUACAGCGCACAGAUUCUUAACUAAGCAGUUUUGGAGUUUACACCUGCAGUCUUCAGUGUGCUUGAGGGAGGCUGAGUGGAAUUUAGAAGCAAUAUUUUUAAGAUGUAAAUAAAAGGGAAACCCUGAACCCAGCCCCUAAAAAUGAAUACAAGGUAUUAUUUUCUUAAGAGCCUGGUAAUUAUGGGUGUAAUCAUAACCCAAGAUAUUUCCACAAUUGAUUUAAUCACUGUCAUUAUUUCCCACUGCUAUCACAAUCUUGCAUAAUGACCCAUUCUGGUCCCUUUGAGUCUAAGUGCUUGGUGCAGCUUGUUAUGUACUUGACAUCAGGGUUACAAUUGUGGAAGACACUUACUGCUCAUGCCAGACUAAGACUAAUCAUAUGUCUCAGUCUGACAUGUGAGCUAUUACACGUCAGGAUUUUUAAACCUUGUGCACCAGCUCACUGACAAAUAGUCGAUCCCAAGUGUUUCUGUGCAAGAUAAGCUGUGACAAUCCCAUUACCAAUCCUGUCUCACCUUUGCAACAUCCAGCAGGCUUUGUGUACAUUGUGGAGAUAUUCACUGUAAGUUAAUGAAAACAAAGCAGCUACAAUUUAUUCUGCGCAAAAGUUAAAUUUUGAUAUUGCCAUGUAUUUUAUCAUUGCCAUUAAUUGUUCAUCUUCAUGUUAUUUUAUUUGUGCCUUUACUAGGCUACUGAUGUUAUUUUACUCACUGUUGUUGUGCCUUUAACUACACUUUGUACAUCUCUUGGGUCACCUAAACAUGCUCUAUAAAUAAACUGGAUUUAUUUGA
Seriola aureovittata is the source of this 6621-nucleotide messenger RNA. RefSeq names its product SET domain and mariner transposase fusion gene (gene setmar). Gene Ontology annotation, molecular function: histone H3K9 methyltransferase activity; zinc ion binding; protein binding. Gene Ontology annotation, cellular component: nucleus. The transcript is spliced from 2 exons. NCBI's taxonomy places the organism in Eukaryota, Metazoa, Chordata, Actinopteri, Carangiformes, Carangidae. The coding region runs from base 84 to 1007 and encodes 307 amino acids. The record is from RefSeq and is a predicted model, not a curated record.